AUGGCUCCAGCCAAAAAGUCAGGCCAAUCGGCAAAAGAAAAAUUAGAACGGCAGGGAGAAAAGGCCAGAGAGAGGCAAAGAAAGAGACGAGCCAAAUUGACCGAAGAUGAACUGGAAAAAAAGAAACAAUAUGACAGAGACAGAUAUAAAAAAGAAAAAGAGGAAAAGAAGAAGAAGUCAGUGAAAGAUAUGUCAGCAAGAGAGCAAAGGAAGAUUCGAAAGAUGUGGAGAGAACAAUAUAAAAAGAAGAAAGAAAAAAAUGCUGCACUGGCCCAAGCCUUGAACAACACGCCACCAGAUUCGCCAGGCAUAGAUGAACCAGCUGAGAUUCAGGCAAAUGAAUCCAGCCAAAAGAAAAGGGGAAGGAAGGCUGUAACGAAAGACAUAAGUGCUGCUUAUAGAGAAAUAAAAAAACAGCAGAAGAAAAUAGAAGAUCUUGAGCGAAGACUGAAAAAUUAUAAAAAAACUACUAGAAAGACAAAAAUAGAAGUCAGUAACACAAACUUCAUCUCCAUCACCAAGAAAAAAGGUUGCAAACCUUGUUGGAAAGACAUUUGUCUCGCCUGA
Macrosteles quadrilineatus (aster leafhopper) is the source of this 567-nucleotide messenger RNA. RefSeq lists its product as uncharacterized. Lineage: Eukaryota; Metazoa; Arthropoda; Insecta; Hemiptera; Cicadellidae. The record is from RefSeq and is a predicted model, not a curated record. Bases 1 to 567 code for a protein of 188 amino acids. The transcript has a single exon.